Molecule: messenger RNA, 435 nt
Organism: Prunus armeniaca (apricot)
Lineage: Eukaryota; Viridiplantae; Streptophyta; Magnoliopsida; Rosales; Rosaceae
Source: the annotation of a GenBank genome assembly
AUGGCUUCCUUCAAUAGAAAUGCAGUUUUGCUAAUGCUGCUUUUGGUGUUCUCAACGUCCAUUUGUGAUGCUCGGAAGAGAAGAUUUGUUCGAGUGGAAAAUAAUUUGGCUUUGGAUGGAGACUUGAGCCUUACCGUUCACUGCAAAUCCAGAGACGAUGAUCUUGGUGUCAAAGUGCUCCCGAUCAAUGGCACAUUUGAAUUCAGUUUCAAGCCUAACUUUAUUCACACAACACAAUUCUACUGCAGUUUUCAGUGGCCAGGUAGAUUUGAGUGGUUCGACAUAUAUAAAGAUUCGAAAGACGAAUGCAGUUUGUGUUACUGGAAAGUAUUUCCUAGCGCGGUAUGCAGGUUGAGCUGGGAGUUCGACAUUAACGGUGAUUACAAUGAUUGCUAUCCGUGGAAUGAUCAUGCCACUCAUAUUAUCAAGUCUUAA